This is a messenger RNA of Carcharodon carcharias (great white shark), 2335 nucleotides long. RefSeq names its product DENN domain containing 10 (gene dennd10). Gene Ontology annotation, cellular component: late endosome. The record is from RefSeq and is a predicted model, not a curated record. Gene Ontology annotation, molecular function: guanyl-nucleotide exchange factor activity; small GTPase binding. Bases 768 to 1502 code for a protein of 244 amino acids. Gene Ontology annotation, biological process: protein transport; regulation of early endosome to late endosome transport. Lineage: Eukaryota; Metazoa; Chordata; Chondrichthyes; Lamniformes; Lamnidae. The transcript is spliced from 10 exons.
UUAGGCCGAGGAUUGCUGCUUCUGAAAUACAACACUUAAAGAGUAACGGUUGCAGUAAGAUUUACAAUCAAUGACAGUAGCGAUAAAUUACAGUGACAAAAUCUGUAAUUGUAAAAAUGAUGAACAUUAACAGUGGUUGUAUUAUACUAGUUAUACAUUACUACUGGUUGCAUUGUAUCAGCGGCAGCACAGUGAUGGUUACAAAUAAGCAACGUACAGUAACAGUUUCAUUUUCACCCACAGUGAUUUCUUGACCAACUCCUGCUGCAGAUUUAUUUCAGAGGGAGUGUUCUCCCCAUUGAUUUACUGAGUGGCUGGCAAGUUGGGCAGACCAUGGCUGAGACGCCUCUGAUGCUGAGUGUGGGGCUGGUCGGUAAGGGUCCGCAGACACGGAGCCUGCGUUGGACAAUAUGUUACCCUGACUCUUGCUGUGUACUAACGCUGUGCUGAAUGGGAGACGCUUGUCCGAUAUUUUAGGUCUAUACAAAGAAAAAGACACAAAUGGCGAUGCACUGUGGGUGUGGUGCUAUCCAACUGUCACAGCAGAGCUCCGAGUACUACUUUUAAGGAAAUGCUGUCUUUCUGAUGAAAAUGAUGUCCUUCACACCUUUGUCUUUGGCCAGUUCAGAAGAACCUGGUAUUAUAUCACAACCACACAAGUCCAGGAUCCCACUACAUUGUCAAAGGUGACCCAUUUUUCUUUAGUUCUAACUGCCAGAGACUUUAACCCAGAGAAAUAUGCAUCAUUUGGAAGAGUGUUAUGUAGGAUGUACAUGAAAUAUGGUAGUCCAGCCAGGAUGAUGGAAGGCUAUAUUUCUGUUCUUACCAAUGGCAUCUGUCAAAGUGAAGAGAAUGGGUCAUUUCUCCUGAAGGAUUAUGAUGCAAGAAAGGCAUAUCUUGCUGGAUCCAUUAAAGAUGUAGUAAAUCAGUUUGGAAUGGAAACCAUUAUUCUGUACACAGCACUAAUGGUAAAGAAGAGGAUUGUGGUCUACCACCCUCGCAUAGAAGCAUUGCAGGAGUUUACCAGGACUUUGCCUACACUAAUUUGGCAUAGGCAGGAUUGGUCAAUACUUCACCCUUAUGUGCAUUUAAAUCAAGAUGAACUCGAGGCUUUGAAGACUUGCACUGGUUAUGUAGCUGGGUUCACAGAUUUAAAGGUGACUGACCGCCUAGACGUCUAUGAUGUGUUUGUGAACCUGGUGGAAAGCGAGAUUGUUGUUGCACCACAUGCUAAAGAAACAAUGACAAUGGGUAAACUGCACAAGGACAUUGGACAACUCAUUUGCCAGUCAGCCAGUGACCCAGAAAAAUCGGAUGGUCAAGUGAUUAAGGACAUUUCACAGAAAACAAAAGAAAUUUUGGCCACUUUAGCCUCACUGGCACCAGAUGAUGGGGGCAAACCCAAAAUCACUCUCGAGAUUCUGAAGGAGCGCCGUUUCCCACCAGCAACCGAGAGUUUCUUGUAUCAUCUAGCAGCUGCAGAGCAAAUGCUUCAGAUCUGACUGUUACUGUUUACAUUGUGCUACCUUUAAUAUAGUGGAUCAAGCGCUUUCUGAAACCACAAUCUCCGCCACCUAGAAGAACAAGGGCAGCAAAUGCAUGAGAACACCAUUACCUCCAAGUAAUCUUCCAAGUCAGGUAACAGCCUCACUUGGACAUGUGUCGCUGACCUUCAUCAUCACUCUGUCGAAUUCCUGGAACUUCUUAACCGCCCUUUGGUGGUACUUUUAACACCAGGAUUGUAGUGUUUCAUGAAGGUGGCUCACUACCAUCUUGCCUCAAGGGUAAUCAGGAUAAUAAAUGCUGGUUUCAAAGAAACGUUAACUCUGUUUCUCUCUCCACAGAUGCUGCCCGACCUGCUGAGGUUUUCCAGCAUUUUCUGUUUUUAUCUCAGAUUUUUAGCAUCCACAGUAUUUUGCUUUUAUAAUAAGUGUUAGCCUUGCUAGUGAUGCUUAUAUCUUGGGAAAGAAUUAAAAAAUAAAACUUACAAAUUUUUAUGCUUAUAUUGAACAUUUUGACUAUUGUAAUACAGGCAGUUUUCAUUCUAAUGGUUUCAUGGCCUUUAUACAAAUUUCAUUGGCUUGAUCUGUAUUUUUCUUCUUUCUAAUUGGUCACUUUUUCUCAUUACUUACCGACCAUAUUGCAUAAAACCUUUCUCUCUAUGCACUGAAUUCCCAUGGCAAACUUUCUACCCAAUCUCAUGACAGGAAAAUAAAUUCUGUGAUGAACUCGAGCGACACACCUCUCCCAGUCUCAGACUGAUAAUGAUGUUUUAAGUGUAAUGAAUUCUGGGGUGAAUGAAUUAUUAUAUUCUCCUUGGAAUAAAACAGUGGAG